Molecule: messenger RNA, 4664 nt
Organism: Neopsephotus bourkii (Bourke's parrot)
Lineage: Eukaryota; Metazoa; Chordata; Aves; Psittaciformes; Psittacidae
Gene: PRR35
Product: proline rich 35
Exons: 2
Coding region: 262-2805 (847 amino acids)
Source: RefSeq, a predicted model, not a curated record
UAAUAAUGAGCCCAGCAAUGGGGUUUGGGCAAAAGUUCCAUCACUGGCCUGGGUUUAAAUCCCAGCCACAGGAGCUCCAGAACAAGGUGCCAGCAGCUCCACUUCCUGGAGCCAGGAGGUGCCCACAAAGCUCCAGGCACAGCUCACAGCUCCACACUGUCCUUCUUCCAGAGUACGCAGUGGUUCCCAGAGAGGUGUGGGAAGAUUGAGACACCGUGCCCCUCUGUUCCCACCAGGAGCCAUCUCCAGGCACCCACCGCCAUGUCUAAGGACGAUGUGGGCUGCAAGUUGACCUCGGUCUACAAGCACAAGGAGAGGAAGCCGAAAAAGCCUCACUAUAUCCCGAGGCCAUGGGGUAAGCCAUACAACUACAAAUGCUUCCAGUGCCCCUUCACCUGCAUGGAGAAGUCCCACCUCUACAACCACAUGAAGUACAGCCUGUGCAAGAACUCCCUUUCCCUCCUCAUCGAGUCUGACUGGCCCUACAAGAAGGGCAACCUGCUGCACCCAGAGCUGCGGCUGCUGCACGCAGCAGAGACCUCCCGCCUGUGUGGGGACGAGCAGGAGACCUGCGAUUCCUCAGCUACGUCAGGAGGAUCGGCGAGGACCAAGCAGAGCAACAGGGACAGCCACGAGGACAAGCCAGUAUCAGGGGUGGACAUCCUGCCUGGUGGUGAGGGGGCUGGUGAAGAAGGUGGCCAGUUCCAAGAGGAGGAGGAUGAUGUUGCUGGCCUCUUGAGGGAGAUGAAUGCAGGGGAGAAGAAGGAGAAAACAGUGGAGGCAGGUUGCCAAGGUGACCCAACUGAACCAGAAGUGAAUACUUUGGUCUUGGGUUUCAAGAACAAGAGGGACAAGCCUUGCAAGGAGGUAGAGCCUGACUUCAUCAUCACAGAUGUCUUCUCCCUCAAGAACCACGUCAUGAAAAGCAGGGAAAUGGCCUCCCCAGACCUAGAUACUAAGCCAAAGCAUUGCAAAGUGCCGAAGAAAUGCCUGACCAGCAGCGGGAUCCUCAUGGAGCAGUGGAAACUGGUGGCAAAUGGGCAAAGGAGGAACACACCUGAGGUCUCCUCACCUUGUACUGACAGCAACAUCAUCCCAUGCUAUCCCCCUCCGGCAUACAGCGACUACCAUGAACCACAGGGCCUCAACCUGUCACUGCUGGGUAUUAACUACCCAUUAAACCCCAGCCUGUUCUCCUACCUGAGCCCCACCAUGGCCAACAGUACUACAACACACCAACACUUGGCUCAGCUGCCCUUUCUGGCCUCCACGGCGCAGCUGAUGCACCCACAUGCUUCCCAAUUCCAGCCUCUGCAGAGCCCUGAGCGCUCAGCCUUCCUGCCACGCUUCUACUACCCCUUGCUCUUCGAGCACACCUUUGGCUCCACUGAAAGCAAGAUGCCCUCCAGCAAGCCAGAAGCCCAGCAGCUGAUGGGCUCUGUCAUGCCCACACCGCCCCAAGCCAAACCUCCCAGUGAGCCAACCAAACCAGGGCUGCUGAAGGUCCCAGUUCUGAAGACGGGUUUUCCUUGGUCCAAAGAUGUCAGAGAGGACCCGGCCUCCGAGCUCAGCCACACUGCCAUGCUGGGGCAGGAGGAAGAGGAGAAAUGGUUUUGCCAGGAGAAGGAGAGCAACCCUGCACUGGGCCUCAGCAGCCUACACAAAAAGCCAUCUGCUGACAUCUACCAAAACAUGGUGGGAAUAAAGGAUGGUGCUUUUGCCCCCAGCAGUGUCCGGAAGACAGAGCUACCAGUGGUGACCUGUCUGGAGAACACCCCAUCUCCGGGCAACUCCCUGAAGAGGAAGUUCUCUGCCAGUGGGCUGGAUUUGAUAGGACCCGAAAGGCUGAUGCCUGGAAAACUCGGCUACCAGAGCAGUGUUUCAAGGGACAACCCUGGCCACAUCCCCAAAGCCCUGAACCACUGGCACAUGGAGGUCUUUGCAGGCCAACCUGAGGAAUUAGAGAGAGCCAACACUGAAGUUCUUCCCUCUGUGAGUGAUGGCCUGGACCAUGGCUCCUGCAAGCAGAGCCGACCACAAGAGACUUCUGCCACCAUGACAGACUCUGAGGCCACAAACGUGCUUAUAGGGGAGCUGUCCAAAACCUUAGAGGAGUAUCAAGAGGUGGAGAAGAAACUCUCUGAUCUGGCGAAGGAGGACACCCCUGGGCAAAAGGAGCUGAGGGACCAGCUGGUCAAAAUCCGAAGGGAGCUCUACCACAUCCACCAGGCACUGGAGAAAGCCACCAAACCCCAUGAGGGACCUCUGGACCUCUCGGUGAAGAGAUCUUCAGAAGGCCUGGAGAAGGUCCAGCAGGCCAAGAAGGAGCCCUGCAACAUGAGCUUGGGAAGUGAGAAGCUCCACAUUAAAGACCAAGGGGCCCUCAAAUGUACAGCCCCCGGGGAGGCUGGAGAUGGGGGGGAGCUGCCAAAGUGCCUCCUCGAGGCUGAGAACAAAACCAUCGACCUGCUGAUCAAGAUGAGCCGCUCCGAGAGCCUGCGGGCACCCUCCUCGGAAGCACACCUGGGUGCUGUCAUCAAAGCUGAGGUCCUGCCCCUCACCAUGCCCCUGGAGCUCCGGAGCGUGAUGGAGCCCUACUACAGCCGUACCACCAAGUGCGAGGCUGACUCCAGUGUCCUGCUGUGCUCCGAUGGCAGGUCCAGCACCAGCCAGGGCCCUCAGCUCCCAGUCCCCACUGAGGACAUGCCGCUGGGUUGCCGGGCCAUGCAGUGCUCCCUGUCCUGCAGCCUUCCCAGCGAGACAGACACAGGCUGUGUCCACAGCCCUCUGCAUGCUGACCCCUAAGUCCACCUCUCUCAAAAGCUCCUGAAUCUCACUGACCACCUCAUGCUUUACCUUCCCAGUCUCCCACCUCUCCACUCUCCCUCUCCCCCAUGGAUAAAAGCUUAACCACUGCCUGGCUGGGGACACGUUACAUGGGGUCCCAGCCAGCUCCCCAAGCUGACCCCACAAGGUGUAAAAAGCCAGUCCCUGUCCUACCCCACUGUCAAGGACGGUGCUGCUGGGCUCUGCAUGCUCCACAGCCUCAGCUCCCUGGUCCUGGAGCUCCCUUGGGAAGGGAAGUCACUGGCAGGCAAAAUAAGAAAGGCGCUGAAAGCACCAAGCUUCCAGCAGAAGGGUCAUCCAGCCCUCUCAUCAGAGACACUCAGGGAGUUCUGCAGCCCACCUGCCAUGGGUAGAUACCAGACAGGGUAUAUGGAAAGCCAAGCCUCAAUCCAGCCAUGGUUGCGCUGCAGCAGACUGUGGCUGUCACCUUGUACAGAGCAAAGACACAAUGGCUUCACCCCUUAGUGGCUUGAGGGUCACAGCAGGGAAUCGGACGUGCAGCCGGACUGACCCAGAGGCCAUGUACUUCUCACACUGUGGAGACAUGAACAUCCUCCCAGCCACAAUGACAAGAUGACACAGAAGCCACUUUGCCACAGCUCCACACCUGGGGCUGAGCUCUCCUGUCACAUGUCAGGGGCCGCUGGGUUGUAGGGACUUUUCCUGUCCAUCAGUCCCCCAGUGUCUGGCUUCUUCUUUUGCCUUUCCAUAGAAGGGACCUUCUCUGCUUCUGCACGAAUGGCCUUUCCCAUGCAGAUGUGAUGCAUGCUCCUUACAAAGGCCCCAGUCCUGCAGAGCUCACAUGAGCUCUUGCCCACUAAUCCUAAUCCCCAAAUGAUGACACAUGGGACAGCAAAAUGGGUAAGAUGAUACUGCCAUGAACCUCACAGCUCAAGGGACAAAGACCCUAAAGUCAGCUGUGAAGGGACAAAGCUGGACCAAUGCUGAGUGGCCACCCCUCAGCCAGAGCACUGGAGAGCAACCACCCGGGGCAGAUGCCUGCUCCUUGUAGGACCCAUUGCUGUCCCAAAAGGCCACCUUCUCCCUAUGCUCACUGCGGGCUCUUGCCCCUAACAGGCAAACUGGUACCCACCGCAGGGCAGUGACACCUCCUGUCCCCUGCCACCCUGCUGAGCAGCAUCUGCUCUGGCUCAGGAUGUCCCCAUACUUGGGCCAGCAUUUCUUGGGCUCCCUCCCACUGUGGCAGGUAUAAUGUGCUUGGCUCAGCUUGGAAAAGCUGGGCAACCUCUCUUCUCCCAUCCACUCUCCUGUUCAGGAGGUGGUGGGGUCUCCUGUUAGCACCAAAGGCCUUCACUGACUUGACCUGGUGGCAAUGAGAAGAGCCAGGAUGGAGACAGGAGGGCAUGACAAAGAGGACAGCGAGCAAAGCCACAAAUAAGGGACCUACACAGCACAGCGAGGGAGCUUUAGACAUUGGAUUUUCUCUGGACAUAAAGUGGAGAAUCCUACUUUGGAUGCCUAAGAAGGUAAACCCACAUGCCAGACUUAGGACCCACAAGUACUUUGAUGGACCCAGGCACAGAAGAGCUGGCUCUUCUCAUGUGAUUGCUCUCUGGACAAAGCUUCCACCUCAUCAGAAGGGUUUAUUUCUCACUCAAGGACUUGGCUUAGGGCACACAGGGAGAUGGUGCUGGGCCUUUCUUUCUGGGUUUGAACAAUGCUGUCAUCUUUGGAUGGUGUGAGACCAUCAGCAGAGCAGCCCCCUCCACACCAAGCACCUUGCUCACAUCACCCACUCCCAACAGCCUGCCAGUCUCUUCAGCCUCUUCUGCCACCCUCUGCCCCCCGUCACCCUG